CCGGGCCCCGCCCCAGGCCCCAAGCUCUCCGCCUGCGGCUGCGCAGGCCGCUCCGCAAGCCGGGCCAGCCAUGGUGAACCUGGGCCUGUCCCGAGUGGACGACGCUGUGGCCGCCAAGCACCCGGGACUCGGGGAGUAUGCCGCAUGCCAGUCGAGCGCCUUCGUGAAGGGCGUCUGCACCUUCGUCACAGGCACCGGUGCGACCCUCGGCCUGCAGAUGUUCCUCCAGAGGAGGUGUCCGUACCCUUUCCAGUGGAGCCUGCUGGUGGCCGUGGGUGGGUACUCAGGGUCAGUGCCCCAGGUCACAGGCUCCCUGGCCAGCUACGGGGUGACGAGGGUGGAGUCCCGGAAAUGCAGCGACCUCUGGCUCUUCCUGGAGACAGGGAAGCUCCCCAAAGACAUGAGCACAGAACCAAGUCAUGCGGUCCAUCGAGUGCCAGGGCACCCAGGAAGGUGACUGCCCCAUUGAGACUUGGACUUCUUGACCUGAGGAAGAAGGGAGAGCCCAAACUGGGGGACAGCGGUGGGCUCUGCCUCAACAGGACACCAAGCUGCGCCCCCUAGAACCAGGAGGAAGUGAGCGGACCACACCCUUGGCAGGUGCUGCCAGCCCCUGAGGGCAAGGCCUUGGGCUGGGAGGGAGGGCAGGAGUGAACGUGGAGUUUUAGACUGGACCGGCCCUCUAAAAGCUGACCGUGACAGAGAAGACAGCCAUCUGCAGACUAAGGUGGAGGCCUCAGGAGGAACCAGCCCUGCCCACACCUUGAUCUCUGACUUC
Messenger RNA from Lemur catta (Ring-tailed lemur), 778 nucleotides. It is a transcript of the gene TMEM141, whose product is annotated as transmembrane protein 141. The record is from RefSeq and is a predicted model, not a curated record. The transcript is spliced from 5 exons. NCBI's taxonomy places the organism in Eukaryota, Metazoa, Chordata, Mammalia, Primates, Lemuridae. Bases 71 to 457 code for a protein of 128 amino acids.